This is a messenger RNA of Rhinichthys klamathensis goyatoka, 2741 nucleotides long. It is a transcript of the gene flrt1b, whose product is annotated as fibronectin leucine rich transmembrane protein 1b. The coding region runs from base 345 to 2492 and encodes 715 amino acids. Gene Ontology annotation, molecular function: protein binding. The record is from RefSeq and is a predicted model, not a curated record. NCBI's taxonomy places the organism in Eukaryota, Metazoa, Chordata, Actinopteri, Cypriniformes, Leuciscidae. The transcript is spliced from 2 exons.
UUAUUUCAGUGCCUACAAUUUAUAGGAAUCCAACAAAUAAAGGGCUGCAAUUUUCAUUGGUCACUGAAGUUAAAGGACAUAGAGGAUCAAGAAGAAAGACCUUGAGCACUAUCAAUUUCCUAUCUUGAAUCAAGAGGACGAGUCAAACACCGCUCAAACACUGAUUGCUCAGAUACCAGCCAAAGGACAAUGUGGGAUACCCGCUAGAUGGGCUUGUGAUUGGAAGCAAAGAAGGACAAGAAAGACCUGCGCUUACCCAACUACAGUGACUGACCAAGAAUAUUGACUUGAGACAUUGGGUUAAACUAAGUCUGCAGAGAGAGUGGGGUACAUUGCCUGGAAUUAUGGCCACAGAGAGCCUUGUUGAACUCCGCGAUUGGUUGUUCCUACUUCUUCUAUGCCUGACAUUAUUGGUUGAAGUUCUCGAGUUUGCAGCAGCAACUGCUGCCGCCGCAGAGGCAGCUCUCGGGGAGGCGGAGCUUCAGGGAGAAGUGCCAUGCCCCUCAGCUUGUAGGUGUGAUGAUGGGUUUAUUUACUGCAAUGACCGUGGCUUGAGCAUCAUUCCUCCAUUACCAUUAACGGCAGCUGUGCUCUAUCUGCAAAACAACCGCAUAGACAAUGCUGGGCUACCAACAUCUUUAGAGCGACGACUGACUGUGAGAGUAGUUUACCUUUAUGAUAAUGAACUUGAUGAUUUUCCAACACAUCUGCCUCCAUCACUACGGGAACUUCACCUACAGGACAAUAAUAUACGAACUUUACCCCGUUCCGCUCUUGCACGGCUCCCCUUGCUAGAGAAGCUUCACAUGGAUGACAAUUCAGUUUCAACCGUAAGUAUAGAAGACAAAGCAUUCGCCAACAAUCCGAGGCUGCGUCUUCUUUUUUUGUCACGCAACCACCUCUCAAGUAUACCAUCAGGACUGCCUGCAUCACUUGAGGAACUCCGACUAGACGACAAUCGGAUUUCAACUAUUCCAACGCAUGCAUUUCGAGGUCUCUCCUCUCUAAGACGUCUCUUCCUCGAUGGAAAUCUGCUGGCAAAUCAACGAAUCGCAGAUGACACAUUCUCACGGCUGUCUAAUCUCACAGAGCUUUCUCUGGUUCGUAACUCGCUCCAGGCACCACCAUUAAACCUUCCAAGUAUGCAUCUCCUUCGGCUCUAUCUACAGGACAAUGCAAUAGCCCACAUGCCACGGGGCUCCCUGGACGGCAUGCGAAGACUACAGAAACUGGACCUAUCAGGUAACAACUUAACGACUCUUCCGAGGGGUUUAUUCAAGGAUCUAGACAGCCUUUCACAAUUACUCGUCCGAGGAAAUCCCUGGUACUGUGGCUGUAACCUCCGCUGGCUUCAUGACUGGUUGCAUGAGCGAGGUUCAUCAGUGACUGUGAGAGGUUUAACUUGCCAUGGACCAGAGAGACUAAGAGGCAUGGUACUAAGGGACCUUACCAGUCAAUUAGAAGACUGUGAGAUCAGUGUAGAUACUGCAGGAGGAAUGGUUGGAAAUGAUGGAGCAAAAAAAGAGAAAGGUUAUUUUCCAACACAGCCCCCAGUUACAACAACCCCUCCACUUCCACAAGGUUCCCUCUUUACCCUCAGAUCCAGACGACCAGGACACAAGUAUUCUGAUAUGGGCCAGGACAGUCUUGGAGGCGGAAAUGGGGUUACUGGUAAAUCGUUACUAAUCAGUGUAAAACCUCUCACACCAGAGACAGUCCACAUUACUUGGCAGGCUGCACAGCCAGUUCCCUCCUUCAGACUUUCCUGGUUGCGACUAGGCAACAGUCCUGCAAUGGGGUCAAUCACAGAAACACUUGUGCCAGGGGAUCGCCGUGAGUAUUUACUUACGCAACUACAACCCCAGUCAAGUUAUAUAAUCUGCUUGGUGCCUCUCUCUGGAAACGAUGGUAAAAGAACCUCUUUCACGGCAACUGGUGGGUUGAACAUAAACACAAACUCAGAGCAUGAGCCUCCUGCUUGUGCCAAAACAGAGACAGAUCCCCUAGAGCAGCCUAUUUCAGACCAGGACAGCGAUCGGGGAACUGACCAACUGUCAGCGCUACCACUUGCUGGAAUUAUUGGAGGUGCAACAGCAUUGGUGUCUUUGUUCUUAAUUUUUGGCAUCUUCUGCUGGUAUGGACACCGUGCAGGGUACCUUGCACCAGGUGAUCCCUCUAUAUACGGUAGAGAUGUAGUUGGAUCAAGAGGUGCCAGCAAACAUUACGAUGACUAUGUUGAGUCUGGAACCAUAAAAGACACGUCAAUCUUAGAAAUCAGGGCUCACGGCUUUCAAAUGACACCAAUGUCUGCCCAACAGCCUUUGCAGCCCAAGGCAAAAGUUGAGGAUAUGACAUACAUCCAUACUAUCUUUCCCUCUAAUAAUGCAACUCUAUAUAGGAGCACCCUGAACCACACAGGAAAUCCAGGCUAUGGAACAAAUCGAGGAUACAGAGAAGGGGGAAUACCAGACAUAGAUUAUUCAUACACGUGAUAGCCUUUUUUAUAACCCACUGCCUAUUCUGUUCCUUUCUUUAGGCAAAGCAGUUGGGUGGGGGUUUCUUUUCCCUAGGUUCUAAAGUAGGGGUGUGCCGAUUCUAAGGGGACCAUCUUUCCCCAUUCAUCACACACAAAAAGUUAUUACUGGGUAGAAAAUUUCAAAUAGAUUUGAAAUGAAAAUAUUUAUAUUAAAAAUGGCAGUUUUCAUAUACCAUUGGAGAAUUGGUGUUACUGUACAUCAUGA